Messenger RNA from Zea mays, 1494 nucleotides. RefSeq names its product putative protein kinase superfamily protein. Gene Ontology annotation, biological process: protein phosphorylation. The transcript has a single exon. Gene Ontology annotation, molecular function: protein kinase activity; ATP binding. Gene Ontology annotation, cellular component: plasma membrane. The coding region runs from base 213 to 1271 and encodes 352 amino acids. The record is from RefSeq and is marked validated. Lineage: Eukaryota; Viridiplantae; Streptophyta; Magnoliopsida; Poales; Poaceae.
GCCCAGCAUUUCGUGAUUCGCCGCUCUUCUUCCAUCUGCCGCCUCCUCCUCUGUCCUGUCCACCCUGUGCCCAGCUUAUCCAGGAAGGCACAGCCAAGAACGCAUCGUCAGUCUCACACACCAGCUACAAAGAAGCGACCAGAGGACUUUGUUCUCUGCCCACCUACCACUACCAGUCGCGGACGCUCCUCCCACAACUCGCGGGUCUCGAGAUGUUCAGGGGUUGCGGCCUGUUCGCCGGCGCCCGCCGGGGGCGCGGCGGCGACCUCAGGAAGCGCGGGGAGCAAGGCGGCGCGAGCUCGCGGGUGGCGCCGGCCGAGCCCGUGUGCGUGGACGAGGCGGAGGACGGCGGCGCCGCGCGGCAGCUGGCGUGGGCGGAGGUGGAGACCGCCACGGGCGGCUUCUCGUCCAGGGUGGUCGGCCGCGGCGGCUUCAGCACGGUGUACCUCGCCUCGCUCUCCUCCUCGCGGCUCGGCGCCGUCAAGGUGCACUGCAGCAGCGAGCGCCUCCGCCGCGCGUUCCGCCGGGAGCUCGACGUGCUGCUCUCCCUCCGCCACCCGCACGUCGUCCGCCUCCUCGCCUACUGCGACGAGCGCGACGAGGGCGUGCUGGUGUUCGAGUACGCGCCCAACGGCGACCUCCACGAGAGGCUCCACGGCGGCGCGGGCACCCUCCCCUGGGCGCGCCGCGUGGCGGUCGCGUUCCAGGUGGCCUCGGCGCUGGAGUACCUCCACGAGGGCCGCGACCCGGCCGUCGUCCACGGGGACAUCAAGGCCUCCAACGUCCUCCUAGACGCCGGCAUGGACGCCAAGCUCUGCGACUUCGGCUUCGCGCACGUCGGCGUCUCGGCCACGAUGGGCGGCCGCCGGCCCUCGGACCGCGCCGUCAUGGGCUCCCCGGGCUACGUCGACCCGCACCUCCUCCGCUCCGGAGUGGCCACCAAGGCGAGCGACGUGUACAGCUUUGGCGUGCUGCUGCUCGAGCUCUUGACGGGCAAGGAGGCCGUCUGCCGCGAGACAGGGCACCGGCUCACGGCCGCGGUGAGGCCUAAGCUCAGCGAUGGUGAUCAACUGCCGGGCGUUCUGGACCAGAGGCUGGGAGGAGACUACGACGCCGCUGAGGCGGCCGCCGUGGCCGAGCUCGCCAUGCAGUGCGUCAGUGACAGCCCUGGGCUCCGCCCGUCCAUGGCCGACGUGGUGCGCGUGCUCCAGGAGAAGACCUCCGCCGCUGGAUCGAGAGUCGACCGCAAGCAAGAUGGUGUCCUAAGUUAGAUGCCGAUGGAGUAGAGUGUAAAUAUGUCCUUGAUGGUGCUAUAAUUGUGUUGAGGGUAGUUAGCCACAAGAAUUGGCGCAGUGAGAUGAGGUUUUAGAAUCACUAGAUCUCUGAUAGAAAAUUUUGUCAUGCCAUCGAGUGUCAAUUUGUCUUGUUGUGUAUGUCGAUGGAGUAUACCACAUAUUCGGCGGGUUGCAAGGAACUGGUGAUUUCUUGAGCCAC